GGAUGAUCCAGGAGCGCUUAGAGGCCACUGACAAUGUCCAAGGACCAAAAGCUGCUUUAGAAAACAGACUGAGAGAGACAGAGGAAUUCCAGAAAUGACAGCCAGACAACGAACAACCCUCGGAAUCCUAGUAGCACACAAACCCACCAACAUUCUCAAACAAAAACUAACAAACUUAAAAGACCCAGUACAACCCAUGGACAAAACCAACGUUAUCUACAAAAUUCCAUGCAAGGACUGUCACAAACACUACAUAGGACAAACAGGAAGAAAGUUAGCCACCAGGAUACACGAACACCAGCUAGCCACAAAAAGACACGACCCUCUCUCUCUCGUAGUCCUACACACGGAUGAAAAAAAAACACCAUUUUGACUGGGACAACACAUCUAUCCUGGGACAGGCUAAGCAAAGACAUGCCAGAGAAUUCCUCGAGGCCCUGCACUCCAACCGCAACACCAUAAACAAACACAUAGAUCUAGAUGCCAUCUAUCAACCCCUCAGAAAACAAACAGGAAAUGACAUCACCACAAACCCCAGGAACCCCAUCCAGGAGAAAGAUAUAAAUAGAAAGCAGGAGACAACAGCUUCUCUUCACUUGGAGGUCGCCACUGAUGAUGUUACCAAGCCAGGUUAUCUUAGCAGAGGAGCCUGAAGGGCAUCUCCGACUGGACAGGGUGCUGGUGAAGGCAGAAUCUCUCCUACGAGACAAAAAUGAUGAUGAGAAACAUGAAAUUCAUGCAGCAGUGAAACAUAUUAAAACCCUGUGGGAGGAUACACAAAUCAAUAUGGUCCAUUGUCACAGUCGGAUUGAAUGGAUCCUGUUGCAUUGGUCUGAAUAUUUGAAGGCGAGGGAAGAUUAUUUUCUAUGGUUGAUGAAUAUGAAACAAAGGCUGGAACCAGAUCUUGAAUUGCAGCUUGGUCUUAAGGAGAAGAAAUUGCAAUUAAGCCAUCACACAAUCCUACUCAGUAACAUUUUGAACCAGGCUGCCCUGCUUGAGCGACUCAUACAGGAAUCUGGGUCCUUAUUUGCAAAGACUGAAGAUGAGACAGUCAAUGAGGCAGCGCAGCAGAUAUUAAAAGCUGAUCAUGAAGCACUUGAGAUGAAAGCAAAGGAAAAGGUGAAGAUCUUGGAAGCAAUUGUACAACAGCAUCAAGAAUAUGCAGACAGGCGGGAGGAAUUCCAGAACUGGCUGCAUUGCAUGAAGGAAAAAAUUAAUAAAUGCAACACGUGCACAGACAAAAAGAAUCCGAUGGAGAGAUCAUUUAGAGAGCUGAAGGAACUGAGUGAUGAGGUCAGCAGGAAAAAGGGAGAGCUGGACAAUCUGCAGGUUGAGGCCACGACUGUAAUCCUCAGUACAUCUCCUCUAGGUGCUGAGAACAUCACCAAAGACCUGGAGACGCUGACAGCAAACUGGAAUAAUCUGAGGCUGAGCUGCCAGCAAGAUCAGGUGCCACUGGAGAUUGGAUUUCAUUCUGUGCUGGAAUCCAACUCAAGGGCUGAGCAGCUGGAGAGAGAAGUUGCCGAGUUAGCAGACUGGCUGCAGAGCUUAGAUUUGCAGCCUCCAGAUGAUGACGCGAUGGAAACUGCAUGGCGCAAAUGUCUUCUCACCAGGUCUUCCAUUUUAGCAGAGGAGCCAAGAAUGGAAGAGCUUCAGCUUAAAUUGAAAGAAUUUUGCAGAUCCUCUCAGAAUGAAGAAGAACUUUCUAACAAAGUCCUGAGUGUAAUUCGAGAGUAUAAAAGGGUAAAAGGACAGAUUGUGAAGAGAUGCAGCCAGCUCGGUGUGAGACUGCGAUGUGACUUUCAGGAAUUCCUGCGAGAGUUUCAGCAAUGGAGGAACAGUACUAUCAACCUGCUACAUUUGCCUCUGGACACUGAGGAUGGGGCUUUGACCAGGACUUAUCUGCAGAACAUUGAGGAUCAUCUGACUCAUAGCAACCAAUUGAAAAUCCAACUUGACAGAUUUCAGGGACUGGAGGGAAUGUUGGGCAGUGUCUACAGUGAAGAGCAGACUGCAACGUUUGAGUCUGAACUCCGAGAGGCAGUACAGCAACGAAUAUUCCUUACUGAUGGCCUUUUACAGAGACGGAGAGAAUUGCAGAUGCUGCCAGACUUGAAUUUCUCCAGCACUUUAUCUGAAGGGAAUUGGAUGACUGGUCGAGAUCCCAGUGCUUGCAAGCUGUUAUUGAAGAAGUUUGAAGAGUGGCUCAGAACUGAAGAUCGGAAAUUGAUGAGCAUUCUAGCUGCCAAACAUCCCAGGAGUAGCAGAGAGAGAAAACACAGAAAACAAGGCCUGAAGGUGCUGCAAUCUCGUGUCCCUCAGGGCCAGAAAAGUUUUGAAGAGCUCUUCAGUGCUGAGUUUCCGGGUGCGAAUGAAGAAGAGAAACAGCUGGAAGAUUUGCGAUACCGAUGGAUGUUGUAUAAAUCAAAAUUGAAGGAGGCUCAAGAACGUUCGGUUCAAGGCUCAGAUGAGGUUGUUGAAUUCAGAAAGCGGACCUCAGGAGGGAUCUGCCACUACCUGUCCCGUGCCUGUUGUGCAGCACUCCCUCUCCAACUGCUCCUGCUCCUCUUGCUGCUCCUCACAUUUUUACUGCCACUGAUUGAGGAGCAGGACAGCUGCAGUGUGGUGAACAACUUUGCUCGCUCUUUCUACCUGACACUGAGAUAUCAGGGACCCCCUCCAACAUAACCCCUGAGCUUACUUUGCAUACAGUUUUCUUUUAAGCUGUGAUGCAGGACAGCACAGUUCAUUUCCUUGUCCUAUUAUCUGUAAUGACGACAGUAUUUUUACACUCUUAGUUUGCUUUUGACAGACUCUGGCAAAAGUUGCUUGAUUAUUUUACAAGUAUUGGUCUGGAAGCUGAUUGUUUUUGGCUCUGUAAUGCUAUCAGAAUCCUGCUUAAGGGGAAGACUCCAUAAAGAGUGUUUUGUCAGUAUUUCCCUGCAAAAUAUUAAGCUAUUUCAAAAAGAACUUAUUUUAGCUACAAUAUAAAAAUAAUCUAUUUCAAAGGAGCUUUUAACAAUUUCUAAUUCAAUUCUGUCUGAAGUCCAAGGUUCCAGCCCUCAACUUGCAUGGCUGGACUGAUCACUCUUAAUUCCGCCAACCAAGAACUAGAUUUACAAGGGGUGUAACUUUCGUGAAUGGCCAAGAUGUGAUUGCUUUAUAUUUUUCACCAUAAAUUUAUCAUAUGGCUGACAGAAAUUACCAGGAAUUCAUCGGUCUAAUAUGUGCUUGAAGUAGUUUAUAAAUCUGUAAUUCAGUCAUUUUAAAAUAUCGUUGAUGUUAUACAACAGGAGUUCCAUCAGAAAUCUCAGUCAAAUUACCCCAUUGACGUUUGAUCAUGAAAAUUACCUGGGACUGUGGUUGAGUCAUGACAUAGAGGGGUGUGGUGGCAUUCAAAACAUUUUGCCUGUGGCAUAUUUGAAAGAAUUCCACAGGUUGUUCUAUUGUUGCUCUUUCCUUUAAAUUAGUAUUGUGCCUUCUCAAAUAUUUAUCCAAUUCACUCCUUACUGUUACAUCUCCUUCCACUAUUUUUUCAGGCAGUGCAUUCUAAAUCAUCGUAACUCAAAAUAUAAAACGAACCUCUAUCCAUAGCCACACCCUACCAUUCUUCUGACAGCUGUCUUAAAUCUGUGUCCUUCAAUUAUUAAUACUUCAACCCCGGAGAUGUUUCUUCAUUAACAUGAUCAGAACCACUUUAUGAUUUUGAGCACCUCCAUUAAAUCUUCCCUUUUGCCUUCUGUGCACUAAGGAGAACAAUGCUAACUUCUUCAAUCUCUCCUCAUGAUCAAAGUUCCUCAGUGCUGGGUGCUGUUCCAAGAAAUGUCUUUGUCCCCUCCAAGGUUUUCAUAUUCGUUUUGAGGCCCAGAAUUGGACUCCUGCUCGGGCCUAAGCAGUAAUUUGUAAAGGUUGAAUGGAGCUUGUGUGCUUUUGACUUUAUUUUUCUAAGGAUUGUAUCUUUUCCUGAGUUCCUCCAGCAAUUUCUUAUUUUAGAUCUCCAGCAUCUGCAGCUCUUGUUUGAUUUUAGUGUUUGACUUGACCAAUUGCUCCUGUGCUCGUUGAACUGAAUGGACUCCCAGUCUACUCGUUCCUUGUUUUCAAUAUUCUUAUCCUGGUUUUCAGAUUGCGAAGGUGUUACUCCUCCUGAGCUCAAGUCUCCUGCAAUCCUACCCUGCAUUAGACUCGUGGUAACCUUCCACUUUCAGUUUCCUGCAUACACCUAAGUUUAAUCACUUCCCCAUGCGGCCAUUCAGUUAUUUUUAAAUGUAUUCAUUUUGUGGGAUUUAGGUGUUGCCGGCUGUGCCCAGCACUUAUUGCCUGUCCCUCAUAUCCCUUGAGAAGGUGGGGGUGAGCUGCCUUCUUUAAUCUCACAAUCCACCUGCUGUGGGUUGACCCACAAUGCCAUUAGGGAGGGAACUGUCUGGGUGCAGAGCUGUGCCAUUCCCUCCCUAAAUGCCCUUGCCUUUGUACGUCUCCCAUUUUCUUUUCAGACAGGCCGUAGAAUUCAGUUAAACCUUGAAUUUUUGCCUCCCCAGUAAAACUGUAUUUGCAGCAGUUUGUGUUUUACUCCAUUAAAUGAAAAUACAAGUUCUUAUCAUGCUGAUGAUUUGUGUAUAUGUAUCCAGUCUCUAGAACUGUACCAUUCCAUUUGUGUUCCAUCUCCUCCUUUUCUUUUCAUAGUGCUUCACUGAACGCUUCCUUACAUUUAAACUGUAUCUGCCAUGUGACUGCCCACUUUACCAAUCUCUCCCCUUUUGGAAUCUGUUACUGUCUUGAUGUUGCAUCAUACAUUUCCCAGUUUUGUCAUUUGCAUUGAAAUUCUCUCCUACAUACCCAGUUCCAUGUUAUUAAUAUACAGCAAAAAGGCCAUUCAUAUCUAUGGUAACGCUGCCCUUUUAGCACAGGAGUUUAACAGCCUGAUUCCGGGACCAACGCAGCACAAAUGCAGAUUUUAUUUUGAGCCUUCAUCUGAAAUUCCUUGCUGGCUUCAAGCCUUGAAGACUCACCGUACUUUGCAAGUUUCUGAUGUGUGUGGUUUGAAGCUUCUCAUCUCGAAAAGAAAAAGAAAUGGCAAAUUUGAUUCUGCAUUUUUAUUUUCAAGUAAUAACAAAUGAUAUUUAAUUAUCUAGGUAUUAGUAAUGUCAAGUGUUCUUAUAAAGCUAAAAUCAAGCAAUCUUAAAGAAACCUCUUACACCAUUCUGUAAUAUAAACUGUGUGUAUAAACAUGUAUUUAUCUGGUAGUUAGAUUAGGUUAGAUUACUUACAGUGUGGAAACAGGCCCUUCGGCCCAACAAGUCCACACCGACCCGCCGAAGCGCAACCCACCCAUACCCCUCCAUUUACCCCUUACCUAAUACUACGGGCAAUUUAGCAUGGCCAAUUCACCUGACCCGCACAUCUUUGGACUGUGGGAGGAAACCGGAGCACCCGGAGGAAACCCACGCAGACACGGGGAGAAC
Molecule: messenger RNA, 5459 nt
Organism: Hemiscyllium ocellatum (epaulette shark)
Lineage: Eukaryota; Metazoa; Chordata; Chondrichthyes; Orectolobiformes; Hemiscylliidae
Gene: syne3
Product: spectrin repeat containing, nuclear envelope family member 3
Exons: 14
Coding region: 613-2688 (691 amino acids)
Biological process (GO): nuclear migration
Cellular component (GO): cytoplasm; meiotic nuclear membrane microtubule tethering complex; nuclear outer membrane
Molecular function (GO): actin filament binding
Source: RefSeq, a predicted model, not a curated record